GUUGACUUCCGGUUGCGGGGGGGUUGGCAUACAGGUCCCAAAUUUUUGUGUUACAGCUCUUGCCAUGAAAACCUAUGUGCAUGUGUACCUUGGACAACGGGUGGUCCAACCAAAAUAUCGAUGUAAUUUAGGUUUUUCCUGCAAUUCGUAUGUUUAUUGGUAAAUAAAACCAUAUAUAGCGACAUAUUUCAAAACAGCCUCACUUUACUUGUAGUGUCAAACAUUUGGCCCAGAGAAGCUUAUCACAAAGCUUUUCUUUAUUUUGGGGUAUCCGAGCGGAAAUGCGGUGUGUUACUGUGCCAAACUUUCCGGUCCGGGCUACGGGCCGACUUCCACACUGCUGGUGGCGUGUGUGGAACGCUUUCUUGUAUCUCCCCAACCGACUAUGUGUUAAACUGCCAAACUGAAGCAGCUUUUCUGUUUUAAAAUCCGCUCAUUUAUACCGGAUUCUUCUAGACGCUGACAGAGUUCAUCCCGACGGUCAGUCAAGUGUUAAUCGGUAGGUUUUGUUCAGUCUUAUCUGCAUCCUGUACUUCUCCGCGCGGCGUGAGUUUCACGUGGAGACUGGGGACCAUCACUGCUCCGUAGCAUCAGUCAGUUCUCCUGUAUCUGUGGUUAGCAUUAGCUUUCUGCGAAAACAUGUCAAAGAUGGCAACCUUGGUUCUAGAGGACGGAACGACGUUCAGAGGCCGCCUUUUUGGUGCAAACGUAUCGGUGUCUGGAGAAGUUGUGUUUCAGACAGGGAUGGUGGGCUACCCUGAGGCUCUUACGGACCCGUCAUACCACUGCCAGCUGCUGACCCUCACCUACCCUCUGAUUGGCAACUAUGGUGUCCCAAAGGAUGAGGAGGGAGAGUUUGGACUGAGCAGGUGGUUUGAGUCGUCCAAGAUCUAUGCAGCAGCUCUGAUUAUCGGAGAGCUGUCGGAGAAUCCCAGUCACUGGAGUUCAGUGAAGUCAUUGGAUCAGUGGCUCCAAGAGCAAGGUGUUCCUGGAUUACAAGGCAUUGACACCCGCUGUCUGACCAAAAAGAUCAGAGAGAAAGGCACCAUGCUGGGGAAGCUGGUUGUGGAUGGGACCCCUGAAGACAGUAUUACCUUUGAUAGUCCUGAUGAGAGAAACCUGGUGCAGGAGGUCUCUAUGAAGAAACCCAAAGUGUUCAACCCCAAUGGCAGCCUGCGAAUCACAGCGGUGGACUGUGGCAUCAAAUACAACCAGAUACGCUGCCUGGCUCAGAGAGGAGCCUGUGUUACUGUGGUACCCUGGGACCAUCCGCUGGACAGCGCAGAUUUUGAUGGUUUGUUCAUCAGUAACGGUCCCGGGGAUCCUCAGCUCUGUCAAACCACCAUCAACAAUGUGAGGAAGGUGGUCUGUGUGGAUCAACCCAAGCCAGUUUUUGGUAUCUGCCUCGGACACCAGCUGCUCUCUCUGGUCAUUGGAGCAAAGACCUACAAGAUGAAGUAUGGUAACCGUGGCCACAACCAGCCGUGCAUCCACAAGGGAACAGAUCGCUGCUUUAUCACCAGUCAAAACCACGGCUUCGCUGUCGAUCCCAAGACCCUGCCGAAAGACUGGGACGUCCUCUUUACCAAUGCCAAUGAUCACUCCAGCGAGGGCAUUGUACACAACACGCAACCCCUGUUCAGUGUUCAGUUCCACCCGGAGCACAUGGCAGGUCCCACAGACCUGGUCAGCCUGUUCGAUGUCUUCCUGGACACUGUCAAGGAGCACAAGGAGGGAAACGCUACACAAUCUGUGAAGCAGCGUCUGAUGGAGCACCUGACAUUCCCUGGUUCCCCAAGGCCUGAAGAGGUAUUUCGACCCAGGAAGGUCCUCAUCCUGGGUUCUGGAGGGCUGUCCAUCGGCCAGGCUGGGGAGUUCGACUACUCUGGCUCCCAGGCUAUUAAGGCUCUUAAGGAAGAGAAUAUUCAGACUGUGCUGAUCAACCCCAACAUUGCUACUGUCCAGACCUCCAAGGGACUGGCCGAUAAAGUCUACUUCCUGCCGAUUACACCGGAGUAUGUCACUCAGGUGAUAAAAAAUGAACGUCCCGACGGCGUCCUGUUGACUUUCGGUGGUCAGACUGCUCUGAACUGUGGCGUGGAGCUGACCAAGCUGGGCAUCCUUGAGAAAUAUAAAGUAAAAGUUCUGGGAACACCAGUGGCCUCCAUCGAGAUGACUGAAGACAGAAAAAUCUUUGUGGAGAAGAUGGAAGAGAUCAACGAGCAUGUUGCUCCCAGUGAAGCGGCGCUUUCUGUGGAGCAGGCUUUGGCAGCUGCAGAGCGUCUUGGCUACCCCGUUCUGGUUCGUUCAGCAUUCGCUCUUGGUGGUCUGGGCUCCGGCUUUGCCAACAACAAAGAGGAGCUAACCUCUCUGGUGAUGUCGGCCUUUUCCCACACCUCCCAGGUGCUAGUGGAUAAAUCCCUGAAAGGCUGGAAAGAGAUUGAGUACGAGGUGGUUCGGGAUGCCUACGAUAACUGUGUCACUGUGUGUAACAUGGAGAAUAUUGACCCUCUGGGCAUCCAUACUGGAGAAUCCAUUGUGGUGGCGCCCAGUCAGACACUGAACGACCACGAGUACAACAUGUUGAGGAACACAGCCAUCAAAGUUGUCAGGCACCUUGGCAUUGUGGGAGAGUGCAACAUCCAGUACGCUCUGAACCCUGAAUCUGAUCAGUACUACAUCAUCGAGGUGAAUGCCCGUCUGUCGCGGAGCUCGGCCUUGGCCAGUAAGGCGACAGGUUACCCCCUGGCCUACGUAGCAGCUAAACUUGGCCUGGGGAUCCCACUUCCAUUGCUCAAGAACUCUGUGACCGGCUCAACAACAGCAAACUUUGAACCUAGUCUGGACUACUGUGUGGUGAAGGUGCCUCGCUGGGAUCUCAGCAAGUUCCUCAGGGUCUCCACCACGAUCGGCAGCUCCAUGAAGAGUGUUGGUGAGGUGAUGGCUAUUGGCCGUAGCUUUGAGGAGGCCUUCCAGAAAGCACUGAGGAUGGUGGAUGAGAACUGUGUGGGCUUUGACCACACCAUCAAACCUGUCUCUGAAAAGGAGUUGCAGACUCCCACCGACAAGCGUAUCUUUGUGUUGGCAGCGGCGUUCAAAGCCGGCUACACGGUGGACCAGUUGUAUGAGCUCACCAAGAUCGACCGCUGGUUCCUACACAAGAUGAAGAACAUCACUGACCAUGAGCGACUGCUGGAGAUGUACAGCCAGGAUGAGAGCAGCGUCCCCCCAGAGGUGAUGCGAAAGGCCAAGCAGCUAGGCUUCUCAGACAAGCAGAUUGCACUGGCUGUACAGAGCACGGAGCUAGCUGUAAGGAAGCUGCGUAAAAACUGGUCCAUCCUCCCUGUAGUGAAGCAGAUUGAUACGGUGGCGGCCGAAUGGCCUGCCCACACUAACUACUUGUACCUGACCUACCACGGCACAGAGAACGACCUGAGCUUCACCGAACAGCAUGUCAUGGUGAUCGGCUCCGGCGUCUAUCGCAUCGGCAGCAGUGUGGAGUUUGAUUGGUGCGCAGUCGGAUGCAUCACAGAACUCAGGAAGAUGGGUUUUAAAACCAUCAUGGUGAACUACAAUCCUGAGACAGUCAGUACGGACUAUGACAUGUGUGACCGCCUCUAUUUUGAUGAGAUCUCCUUUGAGGUGGUGAUGGAUAUCUAUGAAAAGGAAAACCCUGAGGGAGUGAUCCUGUCAAUGGGAGGCCAGCUUCCCAACAACAUCGCCAUGUCGCUGCACCGCCAGCAGUGCCGCAUCUUGGGAACUUCACCCGAGUUCAUCGACAAUGCAGAAAACAGGUUCAAGUUCUCAAGAAUGCUGGACACCAUCGGCAUCAGUCAGCCACAGUGGAAGGAGCUCUCUGACACUGAGUCUGCUGUGAAGUUUUGUGAGACAGUGGGUUACCCCUGCGUCGUUCGUCCUUCCUACGUUCUCAGCGGUGCAGCCAUGAAUGUCGCCUACAGUGACCAUGACCUUGAGAAAUACCUGACUAACGCUGUAGCAGUGUCCAAGGAGCACCCUGUUGUCAUCUCCAAAUUCAUACAGGAGGCCAAGGAGAUAGACGUGGACGCAGUAGCAUGUGAUGGCGUAGUGAUGGCCAUUGCAGUGUGUGAACAUGUGGAAAAUGCAGGUGUUCACUCUGGCGACGCCACCUUGGUGACGCCGCCCCAGGACCUCAACCAGAAGACCAUGGAGAGGAUCAAGGUGAUCGUUCAUGCCAUUGGCCAGGAGCUGCAGGUCACUGGACCCUUCAACCUGCAGCUGAUCGCCAAGGAUGACCAGCUGAAGGUGAUUGAGUGCAACGUCAGGGUUUCUCGCUCCUUCCCCUUUGUAUCAAAGACCUUGGGUUUGGACCUUGUUGCCCUGGCAACCCAGGCCAUUAUGGGGGAGGAAGUGGAGCCUGUGGGCCUAAUGAAUGGAAAAGGGAUUGUGGGAGUCAAGGUUCCCCAGUUUUCAUUCUCUCGGCUGGCCAGAGCUGAUGUGGUGCUUGGGGUGGAGAUGACCAGCACUGGAGAGGUGGCCUGUUUUGGAGAAAACCGAUAUGAGGCUUACCUCAAAGCCAUGCUCUCCACAGGCUUCAAGAUCCCCAAAAAGAACAUCCUGCUCUCCAUCGGCAGCUACAAGAACAAGAGUGAGCUGCUGCCCACUGUGAAGACGCUGGAGUCUCUGGGUUAUGACCUGUAUGCCAGUAUGGGCACUGCUGAUUUCUACACAGAACAUGGAGUGAAGGUGACAGCGGUGGAUUGGCUGUUUGAGAUGGAUGACGACAGUGAGUGUCCCACCAAAGACAAGCAGCGCAGCAUCAUGAAUUACCUGGCUGAAAACCACUUUGACCUGGUCAUCAACCUCUCCAUGAGGAACAGUGGAGGUCGCAGGCUCUCCUCCUUUGUCACCAAAGGCUACAGGACGAGACGUAUGGCCAUCGACUACUCUGUCCCGCUCAUCAUCGACAUCAAGUGCACCAAGCUCUUUGUUCAGGCUCUUCAUCAGGUCGGUAGGAUGCCACCAGUGAAAACUCAUAUUGACAGCAUGACAUCCCAGACCCUGGUCCGCCUGCCUGGUCUGAUCGAUGUUCACGUUCACCUGCGGGAGCCUGGUGCCACCCAUAAAGAGGACUUCUCCUCUGGCACGGCAGCUGCUCUGGCAGGAGGAGUGACGCUGGUGUGCGCGAUGCCCAACACGUCCCCUGCCAUCACUGAUCCUGGUACUCUGGCUCUGGUGCAGAAGCUGGCCAAAGCAGGCUGCCGCUGUGACUACGCACUGUAUGUGGGUGCUGCCUCAGACAAUGUUGCUGUCCUGCCGUCCAUGGCUAGCCAGGCUGCUGGUCUGAAGAUGUACCUGAACGACACCUUCUCCACAUUAAAGAUGGACAACGUCUCUCUCUGGAUGGAACAUUUUGAGAAGUGGCCGAAGCAGAUGCCCAUCGUAGCUCACGCUGAGAAGCAGACGGUGGCUGCAGUCCUCAUGGUGGCCCAGCUUUACCAGCGGCCAGUUCACAUCUGCCACGUGGCCAAGAAGGAGGAGCUCCUGAUCAUCCGGGCAGCCAAACAGAAAGGAAUCCAGGUAACGUGCGAGGUGGCCCCUCAUCACCUCUUCCUGUGCGAAGACGAUGUGGCAGAUAUAGGAGAAGGACGUGCGCAGGUCCGCCCCAUGCUGGGAACCCGUGAGGACAUGGAGGCUCUCUGGGAGAACCUGGACAUCGUUGACUGCUUUGCCACUGACCACGCUCCCCACACCGUAGAGGAGAAGAAUGCUGAUUGUCCUCCUCCGGGUUACCCUGGCCUGGAAACGAUGCUGCCGCUGCUGCUAACUGCCGUCAGCGAUGGGCGUCUGACUCUGGACGAUAUUAUCACACGUCUUUAUGACAAUCCACGAAAGAUCUUCAACCUGCCGGUGCAGGAGAACACCUAUGUGGAGGUGGACUUGGAGCAGGAGUGGGUUAUUCCUGAGGCCAUGCAGUUCACCAAGUCCAAGUGGACACCUUUCCAAGGUCUGAAGGUGAAGGGUAAAGUCCGCCGCGUAGUUCUGCGAGGAGAGGUGGCCUAUAUCGAUGGCCAGGUGUUGGUACCUCCAGGUUAUGGUGAAGAUGUGAAGACGUGGGCCAAGGCUGCCGUCCAUCCUUUAAAGCCUGUUAAAGAAAUCCCUAUGAGUCCUGAGCACCUUCGUUGCACUCCUCCUCGGGAAAGCCUGGUUCGAACCCGAGCACCCAGCCCUCGUCGCUGCGUAGGAGAGAACCGCUUCAUACUGCCACCCCGCAUCCACCGCUGCUCUGAUCCUGGACUGCCACCAGAGAUGAGCUUGUUCUCAGCGGCCGGUGCCAGUGAUGGUUACAGCCUCCCUCCUCCUCUGUCCAGGCUGCUGUCUCCCGUGCCUGGAACAGGUCUGACACCUUCUGGACAGUUGUCCCACAUCCAGAUGUCCCCUUUCCUACACCUGCUGGUUGGCCAGCACAUCCUGUCUGUCAGCCAGUUCAGCAAGGAGCAGAUCUCACACCUUUUCAAUGUUGCCCACACUUUGCGUUUGCUGGUUCAGAAGGAACGAAGUCUGGAAAUCCUGAAGGGUAAGGUGAUGGCGUCCAUGUUCUAUGAGGUCAGCACUCGCACUAGCAGCUCCUUUGCAGCAGCCAUGCAGCGUCUGGGCGGCUCAGUCGUCCACUUCAGCGAAUCCACCUCAUCCACACAAAAAGGAGAAUCGCUGGCUGACUCCGUUCAGACCAUGAGCUGCUAUGCCGACGUUCUGGUGCUCCGACACCCAGUACCUGGAGCUGUAGAGAGUGCAUCUCGUCACUGCCGUAAGCCGCUAAUCAAUGCUGGAGAUGGUGUGGGAGAACAUCCGACCCAAGCCCUGCUGGACGUCUUCACCAUCAGAGAGGAACUGGGGACGGUCAACGGCAUGACGAUAACCAUGGUUGGAGAUCUGAAGCACGGCCGCACGGUUCAUUCCCUCGCCAAACUGCUGACUCAGUACCGCAUCACCCUGCGCUACGUGGCUCCCAAGAACCUCCACAUGCCAGCCGAGAUCAUCAGCUAUGUGGCCUCAAAGGGCAUCAAACAGGAGGAGUUUGACAGCAUUGAGGAAGCUCUGCCUGAGACCGAUGUCCUCUACAUGACGAGGAUCCAGAAGGAGAGGUUUGCAUCUGAGGAGGAGUACGAGGCCUGUUUUGGUCAGUUCAUCCUCACUCCUCACAUCAUGACUGUAGCCAAAAAGAAGAUGGUAGUGAUGCAUCCAUUGCCCAGAGUCAAUGAAAUCAGUGUGGAGGUGGACACAGACCCGAGAGCAGCGUAUUUCCGUCAGGCAGAGAAUGGAAUGUACAUCCGAAUGGCCCUGCUGGCCACCGUACUGGGCAGAUAAACCCAUGUACUGCCUCUUUGUAGCACACAUGGGUAGACGGUAAAAGAGUAGUGAUAAGUGUUGACACAGUACCUUCAUGUUCUUUCCUGCAGUAACACAAUCCAGAGCCCAGUCCUCCAUGGGUGUUGAGACUUUAUGAAAACAUUAAGAUGCACUCCAGUGAAACCACUACCUGUUUCUCAUCCAUAUA
Monopterus albus (swamp eel) is the source of this 7537-nucleotide messenger RNA. It is a transcript of the gene cad, whose product is annotated as carbamoyl-phosphate synthetase 2, aspartate transcarbamylase, and dihydroorotase. The record is from RefSeq and is a predicted model, not a curated record. The transcript has 44 exons. Lineage: Eukaryota; Metazoa; Chordata; Actinopteri; Synbranchiformes; Synbranchidae. The coding region runs from base 640 to 7347 and encodes 2235 amino acids. Gene Ontology annotation, cellular component: cytoplasm; carbamoyl-phosphate synthase complex. Gene Ontology annotation, biological process: L-glutamine metabolic process; 'de novo' pyrimidine nucleobase biosynthetic process; L-arginine biosynthetic process. Gene Ontology annotation, molecular function: hydrolase activity, acting on carbon-nitrogen (but not peptide) bonds, in cyclic amides; amino acid binding; carbamoyl-phosphate synthase (glutamine-hydrolyzing) activity.